This is a messenger RNA of Kluyveromyces lactis, 870 nucleotides long. RefSeq names its product DNA-binding protein SAW1 (gene SAW1). Bases 1 to 870 code for a protein of 289 amino acids. The record is from RefSeq and is a predicted model, not a curated record. NCBI's taxonomy places the organism in Eukaryota, Fungi, Ascomycota, Saccharomycetes, Saccharomycetales, Saccharomycetaceae. The transcript has 2 exons. Gene Ontology annotation, molecular function: flap-structured DNA binding. Gene Ontology annotation, biological process: double-strand break repair via single-strand annealing, removal of nonhomologous ends.
AUGGUACCUACAUCUGCGUUGAUUCAAAUCAAUUCAAAAUGCGUACUAUCGGUCCGUGUUUUCAUCAAUAGAAACAAAGUGCUGAAGAGUAUCACUAAUUCAGAUACCAUAUUUGAGGCACCUAUACUCUCAAAUAACUCGAUCAUCCGAUUGAAAACACCCGCCAUUCGAUUACACCUUUCCAAUGAAGAUAUGAAAUUUUUGCUGAAUGAAAUACGUGACAGCUUGCUAUUUAUGUUAUACGAGCUUUGCUCGCCAAUACUCGAAGAAAAAGUACUCAAUAAGUUGAAGAUCGAUACCUUCAUGGAUUUUGCCGACGUUCUAGAGAUUUUAAAAAAGGGGUCAAGCCUGGAAACUAGAUCAACAGACGUUUAUAAUCCAAUUGAUGGUAUUGAUGUGCAUAUUACUUCCAUAGAACGGACAGGAAAGAAAAGCUAUAAGUUACAUUUCUCGCAUAACUGGAGACUAGAUAUUCUUAUUGAAAAUAUAGAUAAGCUACAUCAUUGGAGGAAGCUUUUAACGCUACUGGAUUCUGUCCAAUCGGUCUCUAAUACCGGUCAAAGUAUCCCAUUGUUCAUUCCCUUUAAAAGUACAAAUGUACUGGUACGAUCCAUUAAACCUCUUGAAUCGGAUACUAAUAGUAGUAAAAGCGAAGAUCCACCGAUACUCAUUGAACCUGAAGAUGAUGGUUUGGGGCAAGUACCUCGUGAUGAAAUAGAAAUGGUUGAUCAAGAUCCCAACGACAUAAAAUUGGACACGAAGGAUGAUAAAAAGCCAAUAUUCGAUUACCAAUACAAGGGUAUGAGACUUUUCGAUAAAUGUAUUAAAAUACACGUACUUGGGCGGCCAAAACGUGGUAAAAAGAAUUGA